AUGAAAAAGAACUUAAUUACAGUUAUGUCACAACCUAACGCAAUGGCAGAUGUUUUCAAAGGUCUUCAAUUCACUAAUCCAUUUUCUAAUCAAACAAAUCAACCCCCUUCAACAAAACCUAACGAAGCUACUCAAACACAAAGUACUUUUCAUUUUAACUCUUCAACUCCAUUUAAUUUAUCUAAUCAAUCAAUAUCCUCAAAACCAGAAGAAAAAAAACAAGAAGAAAUUAAACCUACUCCAAACGCUACAGUAAAUACUAUACAAAAUCCAUUUACUUUUAAUACUCAAUCAUCGAAACCUGAACAACAAACACAAAACGAAAUAAAAUUAACUUCAAAUCCAUUUGGAACUACUCAAUCAACACUUUUACAAACAGAUAAUAAAAAACCAAAUGAUAUAAAAACCAUCAAUGGAUUUAAUUUCAAUUUAACUAGUACGUUUGGUUCUUCUACUUCAUCAACUUUUCUUCAAAAACAAGAUACUACUCCAUUGACAAAUUCAUCUACAGUAUCAUUACCACAAAGUAGUUCUUCAACAUUGGGUAAUAUUAAUAAACCAAAUGGAUUAACACUUUCAUUAAACCUUAAUCCAAAUGAAAUUCCAUCAUCUCUCAAUUUCACUAGUAAUUCUCAACUAUCAUUUUCUAAUGUAUUUGCACAAUCUAACAAUAAACAUGAUACAACAAAUUCUGAUUUAACAAAAACAGAAGAGGAAACUGAUGCAGAAGAAGAAGAAGAAGAAGAGUAUGAUGAGGAUGGUGACCCUUCUGAAGAAAACAAUAGUGAUGAUAGUGGGUCAUGUAUUACUAUUCCAUCAGAACUUAUUAGCAAUAAAAGCAUUUGUAACAACGAACACAAUGAAUUUAAUUUUAAUAUAGAAGAAGAAGAUAUUGAUUUGUUAUUAAAGAAGUGUCAAAGCGAAGGAGGGUUAGAAUCAUUUAUGUCUGAUUAUGAACAAACAAUGAAAAGUCAAAUUCAAGAAAUAACAGAAACGUGUGAAACUAUAAACAAAGAGAUAAAAGAAAAUUAUAAAACUGAAUUAGCUGUUAAAAAUGUUAUUGCACAAACUACAAGAACUAUCAAUAUUGUAAAUAGUUAUCUCGAUGAUGUGAUUGAAAAACAACAAGAAUUUGAAUCAAUGUUAAAAAUGGCUGAACAAUCAUUAAAAGAAUUAGACAGCGGUAUUCAACGUAAAGAAGGAAAUGAUUUAUAUAAAGAAAUUUCUACUAAAAUUGAAGAAGUAGAAAAACAAUGCAAAAUGGUCAACGAAAAGAUAAACAAGAAACUUGGAGAACAAGAAGACCCCUCGUUAAUUAAAAUUAAAGCUAUGAUUGAUACUAAUACUAAAUUAGUCGAACAAUUAGAAGAUGGGCCUUUAUAA
Messenger RNA from Entamoeba dispar SAW760, 1383 nucleotides. RefSeq lists its product as uncharacterized. The transcript has a single exon. NCBI's taxonomy places the organism in Eukaryota, Evosea, Mastigamoebida, Endamoebidae. Bases 1 to 1383 code for a protein of 460 amino acids. The record is from RefSeq and is a predicted model, not a curated record.